Aphidius gifuensis is the source of this 2986-nucleotide messenger RNA. RefSeq lists its product as uncharacterized. The transcript is spliced from 9 exons. Lineage: Eukaryota; Metazoa; Arthropoda; Insecta; Hymenoptera; Braconidae. Bases 135 to 1745 code for a protein of 536 amino acids. The record is from RefSeq and is a predicted model, not a curated record.
AGUAAAGGCCAAUGUGACAAUGUGACAACGUGUCCAUGUCAAAUAAUUGCAUAUAUUUUAUUCUCAAAAAAAUUUUCAAUAUUUCUAUAAAUAAUAUAAAUUUAUUAAAAAUCGGUGUGGCGUGAUAAAAUAUAAUGUCAGCACUUUUCACUUGUUGCAUCCGUCGGAAUAAAAAAUUUAAAAGUGAAGAAAGUGAUGGUAAUAUUAUGAUGAUUGAAGCAGCACCAGAAAUAUCAUGGGAAAAUACAUUGGGUGCACCAAAUGGUGUACCAUUUGAUAAUGAUACCAGACAAUUAGUAAAUGAUUGCAUUAAUUUACCAAUGCCAUCACCAAUAAAUAUUUCAGUUCUUAUUGAAAAAAGUAAUAAUUUUCCAAUUGAAUUUCCUAUAAAUACCAUUAAAUCAAUAUCAUUAAAAGAACAAAGCAAUAUACCUGUCGAUAUGCUUGAGUUUAAUGCAAAUUCAGCAUAUCCAAUAAUACACGAGGCAAUGUUACCUUUAAUAGCAGCUUGGCUUAAAUAUAAACGUAAACAUGGCUCAAUUGUUGAAAAAGCACUAUAUAAAAAUAUGAAUUUAGUGAAAUUCAUUCAACGUUUAUUGGAUUGUCGGGCAAUUGAAUUUUGGGGUAGUGGUGAUACUUGGCGAUUAAUUGAUAAUCAACAAGGUCAAGGUGGCUGGGAAGCUGUUGGUACAGACAAAGAAACAUCACCACUUAUUUUAGCCAACUGUUUAUCAUAUGAUGAAAUAAAACUUUCGUCAAUGAUGGUUGUAUCAUCACAUUCAGAAUUUAUAAAUGAUGGUUCACGAAAUAACAGAGGAAUUUCUGCUGCUGCUGCUGAUGAUGAUGAUGAUGAUGAUAAUGAUAAUGAUGAUAAUAAUGCCAAUAAUGCUAUACAAAAAAGAGGUGUUAUAAUUGGUGUUGUAGGAUCAAGAUUUGAGCGUUCACGGGUAAUGGAACAUGAAGACAUGAUAAUAACUUUAUCUCAAAAUACUAUUGAUAAUGGUUAUGGAGAUUGGGUUGAGAAUGCUGCUCCAAAAAGGCCAUUACGUAUUAUUUGGUCAAAUUUUUAUGGUGAAGAAUAUCAUCCACUUUAUGAAGAAGCUCUUGAAAUAUUAAAAUCAUCAAAAAAUAAAAAAUACAUUCGUGUAAAAAAUCAUGUGAUAUUUGAUAUUGAAAAUUACAUGAAGAGAACAUUGUUGUCUGUUGAAAUUAUUUUGCUUGAAGCAAAUACACGAGCUGAAAAACAAAAUACAACAGCUUUUUUGCAUGUUGUAGGAUUUGGUUUAGGUGUAUGGAAAAUUAUGAAAGAUCAAGAAAUUUAUUUUUUAAAAACUUGGGAAAUAGCAUUGAAAAAAAUGAAUAAAAAAUUAAAAUACGUAUCCGACAUAAUAUUUUCACAUUUUAAAAGGGAUAAAUGUGGAAACACUGGAAAUGGCGAUUAUCUUGGAGAUAUUCGAAUUCAUUUUUCAAUGAGAGAGCCACAUAGUAAACUUGUUCGUGCAAUUGAUUCAAAUAAAUUGUUGGUUGUAACAUAUGCAUGGGAUGGUAAUGCACAUCCUGGCAAUGAAUUUUGGAGUGGUCAUUUAAAUUCCAGUGGAGAUCCUGCAGCAGCAUGUAGCACACAAAUUGCUGAACUUCACAAUUCACGUAUUAAUUCACGUACUUGUGGUGAAAAUCUUCAUAUUGCAUCACCAGAACAUGGACUAUUACACAUAUCAAAUUAUGCAAAAUUACAUCUUGCUUAGGACAAUUCUGCUGACCAAUUUAUUUCAGGUCAGCAAACUCUAAAAAUUAAUAAACAACAACAAUAUCCUACUGACAAUAAAGAUGUUUCUAAACUCUUUGAUGAUUGCACGUUAAAAUUAAAUAGUGACGACGACGACGACGACGACAACAACAAUAGUACUAGCAAUACCAAUAGACAUAUAAAAAAUACAAUUACAAAAUAUAAUCAAAGUCAAAAUAAAUUCAAAUGGAUACCACUGUCUUGUCUAGCUGAUAGAUCGACAUCAAAACAAUGUCCCAUUAUAUUUACAGAUAAGGAAAUAAAUUGUGAAAAAAAUACAGCAACUCGUUGGAUGAUUUUUUCAAAGUAUUCAACAUCAUCAAGUUUACUUGAUAGAAAAUCAUCAUUUCGAAGAUUUUCAACUCAUUAUAAUCAAAAUCAUAUGAAUUAUAAUUUAAAUAAUAACCAUGAUGAUGAUGAUAAUUUUAAAAAAGACAUUGAUGAAAGAUCAUCAUCAUCAUCAUCAAGUAGUUUUAGUAUCAAUAGUAAUUGUCAAACAAUCCCACCGUCAUAUUAUGAUAGACAAGUUAAAAAAACUACUCUUAUCAAGUGUAAAAGUGUUGAAUGUAAACCAUCAACAAAAAUCAAUAUGUUACCAAGAAAAAGACAAACAAGUCUAGAAACUGAAUGUCCAUCAGAUGUUUUACUUUCCAACUCUUCAUCUUCAUCAUCUGAUGAUGAUGAUAUUUUUCAACAAGAUUCAUUAACAUUAAAAUCAAUAAUUAAACGAAACAAACGUAAAAGUACUAGAUACAAAGUUUAUCUAACUUGAUGGCAUGAUGUUAUAUUUUUUUUUGUCAUUUACUUUAUAUAUAUAUGUGUGUAUUAAUUAUAUAUCUACAUAUAAAAUAAAAUGUCUAAUUGUCUGAUAUAUAUGUAUGUGUAUAUAGUAUUAGUAUAUAUAUAACUUUGAUGAGUGGAGAGAAAGGGAGGAAACGUAUCAGCCAUUUGAAAACUCCACCCCUAUGUUAGUUUGAUGCUCCGCCCUCACAAAAUUCAGUUGACCCGGGAAGAAGGAACAUUAACUAAAAAAUUAUACACCACCAGUCAUCUGAGGUACAUACAUACGUCAGUACAACUUUGGAUGCUGUUAACAAAAUUACAUUUACACUAUAUACAAUAAUUGUUUAACAAUUAAUUCAUUCAAGUGGACCAGUGUUUGAAAAAAUUAUUAAGUAAAAAAAAAAAGUAAAUUUAUCA